This is a messenger RNA of Nothoprocta perdicaria, 3485 nucleotides long. It is a transcript of the gene ARHGEF4, whose product is annotated as Rho guanine nucleotide exchange factor 4. Lineage: Eukaryota; Metazoa; Chordata; Aves; Tinamiformes; Tinamidae. Gene Ontology annotation, molecular function: guanyl-nucleotide exchange factor activity; protein binding. The record is from RefSeq and is a predicted model, not a curated record. Gene Ontology annotation, biological process: intracellular signal transduction. The coding region runs from base 191 to 3421 and encodes 1076 amino acids. The transcript has 13 exons.
CAGCUUCUUUGGUAUCAAGGCAAAAACGGAAGAACUGGAUGCUGGGAAAGAGGAUGAAGAUACCGAGAGUUUGCAGUCUUUUAAAAGUUAUUCUUCUGGUUUUAGUUUCCACAGGAAGGAAAGCUAUGGGUCUGAAUAUUCUGAUGACGAUGAUUUAUUCUAUGAGAGACCUGCCGGACUGUUCAACAGAAUGAGCCUGAGGAAGGCUUCUGGCUCUGGUCGGAUCCUGAUGGAAGAGACCGAUACAAACUCUACUGCUCCCAUGCUGGCAGCUGAGAAAUAUGCAGAUGGACAAGCUUCAGCUUCCUCUGUACACAGUGACUGUGAACCUUUGGAAUACCUACGAAUUCAAAAAUCCUUCCCUGAAAAUGAAUACAAAAGACACAAAAACUCUGAGGGCAAGAAGUUCAGGACAAGGCUGGCCUUAGCACACAAAUCUCUUUCAAGCUUAUUUGAAUCCAAAUCUCCAGAAAAAGAAAAUACCGAGCAAAGCGCGAGAGUAUCACUGAAAUACGAAAAGGAGAAAGUCAAACUUCGCCAGAGUACCUGGAAAGCUUUUCUAAAAAGCAAGGAGACAGAUGGACUAAAAAGGAUGGUCUUGGCAAACCUAUCACCCACCCAGGAGAGUCUUAACACAAAUAGAGACCAUGUGAUGGGAACAACAUCAGUCGAGAGACAGGGUAUUUCCAAUGGACAAGCAUUUUUGAAAAGAGGAACAGCUAAUGGCUCUGUGAGAGAUGCCUGCUGUUCUGAGCCUUCUGUAGAGCAUAUUGAUGUCUCUUCAUCUCCAGAUAUAUGGAGGAAGCGAAUACAGUCUCAUGACUUGGGCACAAAAUACUCACAGAGUUCAGACUGUGAGGAACAACAGGAGGCCCUGGUCAACACUUUAAAUACUUCUCUAGAUGAAUACUGGGUGAAAUCUCCAUUUAGUCCCAGUGACUUGCAGUUGUCAAGUCCAUCAUGUCCCCAGCUGUCAACUUAUGAAGGUAAAGACAUGCCGUGUAGGCCAAUGAGUCCUAAACCACAGAGCCCACGGUCCACUUCUCAAUGCAAGAGCUUCCAUUAUCCUGGAAGAAUAUGUGCCACUUCCAUGAUCUCUCUUGGGAACAGUGCUGCAGUGGACAGCACUUUGGAAGCUCCCGAGAGGCCCAAGACACUGAAACCCAGAGGUAGUCUUUUACUUUCUGUACACUCGCUGGACAGUGAAUACCAGAAGGAUGACAGUGGGAUAAGCAGUCAAUCCCAGAUCAGCUUAAAUACAGCCUCUUCCAUUAGUGACAUACUCAGAGAUGAGGAGCCUAAACAGCAGUGCCAGACACCACCUGAAAAGAGGCCAAGUGAGAAAUGGAUUCCCCAUCACAAAAGGAGGCCUCCCCAGGUUCCACCAUCCCCACGCCCUCUCUCAGCCCUGGAGAGCCAAGCCCGAAGGCUUUCCUUCCUUGCUCCAGAUGAAAAAGCCAAGGACAUUCCAGAGAGGAGAAGGAAGACACCUAAACCCCUUUAUAAGUGCUUCAGCUUCGAUGAUGUCUGGAUGGAAAGGAACCAAAAAGGGAAGCUAGAGAAGGAGACACAGCCAGAGAGAGGAAUUCAAUUGCAGCACCUCCCAGAGCACCAUUUAAAAGCUGAGAUGGGUGUACCCAUUACUUCUGCCCUUGCCUUUGACGUUCUGCCCCUUAAGCUGCAUCCAUUUUCCCAGAGCACUCCAACAGGCCUGGACUGUGUUGGCUGGAAGCAGCGUGUUGCUUUUCCUGUGCUCGCCGAUGGGGCGCUGGAUAAGUCGGCCCUCACAGACGACGUUGGAAGCGAGGAGGAUCUGUACGAGGACUUCCGGAGCUCCAACCACCGCUACGGCCACGCCGGCGGCGGCGGAGAGCAGCUCGCCAUCAAUGAGCUCAUCAGUGAUGGCAGUGUGGUGUAUGCAGAAGCCCUCUGGGACCAUGUCACGAUGGAUGACCAGGAGCUGGGAUUCAAGGCUGGUGAUGUCAUUGAAGUAAUGGACGCGACCAACAAGGAGUGGUGGUGGGGGAGGAUUCUGGACAGUGAAGGCUGGUUUCCAGCCAGCUUUGUACGGCUUCGAGUAAACCAGGAUGAGCCUAUGGAAGACUACCCUCUAAAGGUAGAGGGUGGCAAAGACGACGACUCCAGCAGUGGCACCCGACGCUUUGGGAUGGGGCAGACCAGCAAAGAUCAGAUGAGGACCAAUGUCAUCAAUGAGAUCAUAAGCACAGAGAGAGACUACAUCAAACAUCUGAAGGACAUCUGCGAGGGUUACAUUAAGCAGUGCCGCAAAAGAGCUGACAUGUUUACAGAAGAGCAGCUGAAGACAAUCUUUGGGAACAUUGAAGACAUCUACAGGUGCCAAAAGAAAUUUGUUAAAGCCCUGGAGAAGAAGUUCAAUAAAGACCACCCACAUUUGAGUGAGGUUGGCUCCUGCUUCUUGGAAUAUCAAACAGAGUUUCAGAUAUACUCCGAGUACUGCAACAACCACCCCAAUGCCUGCAUGGAGCUGUCCCGGCUCACCAAGGUUAACAAGUACGUCUACUUCUUCGAGGCCUGCCGCCUGCUGCAGAAGAUGAUCGACAUCUCCCUGGACGGGUUUCUGCUAACGCCUGUGCAGAAAAUCUGCAAAUACCCAUUGCAACUGGCUGAACUACUCAAAUACACCAACCCCCAGCACAGGGAUUUUAAAGAUGUUGAAGCUGCCUUAAAUGCCAUGAAGAACGUUGCUCGGCUCAUCAACGAGCGCAAGCGGCGGCUGGAGAACAUUGACAAAAUUGCUCAGUGGCAGAGUUCAAUAGAAGACUGGGAGGGUGAAGAUGUCCUAGUCAGAAGCUCAGAACUCAUCUAUUCUGGGGAAUUAACCAAAAUCUCCCAUCCUCAAGCCAAGAGCCAACAGAGGAUGUUCUUCCUUUUUGAUCACCAGCUUGUUUGCUGCAAGAAGGAUCUUCUGCGCCGGGACAUCCUGUAUUAUAAAAGUCGGAUCAACAUGGAUGAUAUGGAAAUACUGGAUGUAGAGGAUGGGAAGGACAAGGAUUUCAACACCAGUGUGAAAAAUGCAUUUAAGCUGCACUGCCAAGACACAGAGGAAGUCCAUUUAUUUUGUGCAAAAAAGCCUGAGCAGAAACAGCGCUGGCUGAAGGCGUUUGAGAGUGAAAGGAGACAGGUUCAGCUUGACCAAGAGACUGGUUUUUCCAUCACGGAGGUGCAGAAAAAGCAGGCAAUGCUGAAUGCCAGCAAGCAGCAGCACACGGGGAAGCCGAAGGCCGUCACCCGRCCCUACUAUGACUUUCUGAUGCGGCAGAAGCACCCCACGCUGCCCACCACGCUCCCGCAGCAGCAAGUCUUCAUGCUGGCAGAGCCCAAGCGCAAGCCCUCGAACUUCUGGCAGAACAUCAGCAGGCUGACCCCCUUCCGGAAGUAGGGGCCGCGCCGCGUUUGUGCCUCCAUCCUUCUGCGAAAGCACUUUAUCCCACACUCCCCGGAGA